Messenger RNA from Sphaeramia orbicularis (orbiculate cardinalfish), 2372 nucleotides. Its product is annotated as RNA-binding protein 38-like. The coding region runs from base 201 to 941 and encodes 246 amino acids. Gene Ontology annotation, molecular function: mRNA 3'-UTR binding. NCBI's taxonomy places the organism in Eukaryota, Metazoa, Chordata, Actinopteri, Kurtiformes, Apogonidae. The transcript is spliced from 4 exons. Gene Ontology annotation, cellular component: nucleus; cytosol. The record is from RefSeq and is a predicted model, not a curated record. Gene Ontology annotation, biological process: regulation of RNA splicing.
CCGGCGCAUUUCCGUAACACCGCGAAGAAGCAACAGCCAGUGUCACCUGGUAGCUCCGAGUGUGAGUGGUAACACAGAAGAAAACUACUUCACACAGAGAAAGACGGAGGCUUUUACUGAUGCUGGGACGUCGCUGAGCGUUUCUUGACUUAAUUUUGUGUGUCCGCUGUGCCUCCGGUCCUCUCCUCCCCGGCUGACCAAUGCUUCUGCAUCAGUUCAUGAACGGAGCCCUGGAAGUCAUGCAUCCCACACCGCUGCAGAAAGACACUACUUUUACCAAGAUUUUUGUCGGGGGGCUGCCCUACCACACGAACGAUGCCUCUCUCCGAAAGUACUUCGAGGCCUUUGGGGACAUUGACGAGGCGGUGGUGAUAACGGACAGGCAGACCGGUAAAUCUAGAGGAUACGGAUUUGUGACAAUGACAGACCGAGGGGCAGCAGAGAGAGCCUGCAAAGACCCCAACCCUAUCAUCGACGGGAGGAAAGCCAACGUCAACCUGGCCUACCUGGGAGCCAAGCCCCGUAGCAUACAGACAGGCAUAUCCAUCGGAGUGCAACCCAUUCACCCGGCUCUUAUCCAGAGGCAGUAUGGGUUGGCCCAGCCGUAUGUCUACCCACAAGCCUUUGUUCAGCCCAGCCUGGUGCUGCCCACUCAGGUUUCCACCUCCGUCAGCACCAGCCCCUACCUGGACUACAGCGCCGCCUACACCCAGUAUGCCCAGGCCGCCUUUGAGCAGCAGUAUCCGUACGCCGCCUCCCCCGCCGGCUUCCUUGGCUACAGCUACGCCACCAGUCCCUCAGCGGCUGCCACCGCUGGUCCGGCCGCCGCCGCCACGGCCCCAGCCACCGUCCACCCCACGCUCCCCUCUGCUAGUGGCCCGGCCCCAGCUUUUCUGCACUACGCCCCCCAGCAGCACAUUCAGCCGGACCGUAUGCAGUGAUCAGAAAGGGAGAAGCAACAGCGAAAUGGAGGAGGAGGAGGACAGCAGCGGCGGCGAGGAGGAGAACCUUUGGACAGAGGAUGGUGACACUCCCUAUGGGGGAUUUCAGGAAAAAAGGGUGGGACUAUUGCACUAUAUGAUCAGGAUGGGCUGCCUGCUCAUUGCGUAAAGAUUUGGGAGGACUGUUGAGGAUCAGAUUGGGAAGCUAAACAGCAUAAAGUAUGUGGUCGCUUCCAAGGGCUUCCAGAAGCUGACACUUCAGUUUUUUACCAUUAUUAUUGUUAUUAUUAUUAUUAUUGUUUAUCUUUAUUAUUAUUAUUAUUAUUAUUAUUAUUAUUGUAUUAAUGUCAAUGUCAAAGUUUGUAUGCCAUUAUUAUCAAUGUUUUCGGCUCAAUCAGUGGAAGUUCUGUGUAUCUGUGGUUCAUACCAAUGUCUGGGACAACUAACGCCUCUUUCCUUCAGACUAUCUGGAGUGGAUAUGAAAGACACUGCUGCUUUAAGACACUGAUGGACAUUUAAAGAUGGGAACAUGUGAAGACAGCCCUCUACCAUUUAUCUGUGUCCCAUAUCCACGGUGAGGUAAAGUACUGUCCCAUGAACAAAACUCCCAAAGCUCCACAUGGGACACUGACACAGAGUGGGAUGUUUCAGUAUACAAAGCUGUGGGCGUUCUUUUGUUUUUUUUAGACUGCGAUGUCAAGACUGCAUCUUUUUUUAUUCAUUAAAGUAAAGAGGCCUUAAUAAAUAAACAAAAAAAUCUUUCUGAAUCUCCUGAUUUUUGAAGUGCUCGCUCCACCGUCACGACCCUCUGAACACAGCGUAGAGACGCGUCUGUUUGCAGCUGUCAGUCACACCAAUCCGGCUGGUCAUUUCAGACGGAUGUAGAUAAUCGCAUGCAGUACGUGGGAAAUGGGGACCAAGAGUGCUAUGUAUCGAUGUUGAAAGGUAGCCGACACUGAGCUCAAACACCAGUGUAUUUUCUUUUAUUGUCUUUUUCUUUUAUUCUUUUCACACUGUUCUUCAGAGAUUGUGACAAACUGUUUUUUUCUCCAAAGGACAUUCAUGUACAGCAUUUUAAAAAUGUUUGCAUUCAACAAGUACAUUUACAAUAUUUAUGUUAGGUAUUUAUAAGAGGUACUAAGUUAAAAUAGACUUUUUUUAUUACUGUGACUAUAGUUGUGGCACUGAUGUCAUUUACCCUGCAGAGGUCCAGUUCAUCUGCAGAUUCACAUUGUGUUUUAUUCAUUUUGUCCUGUCACCAUGUCAGUGGAUUUGCCUCGGUGUAUGGCAACAACAAUAGACACUCGUUUGUAGAUCCUUGACUGGUUGCAUCAGAAAUUGUCUAGAUUUUUUUCAAUGAAACUGUCUUUUACAGUCCCCUCAAGAAGCCAUAACAAAAAAAAAACUGAAAUAAAGAAUUUGUACAUAAAA